This is a messenger RNA of Ipomoea nil (Japanese morning glory), 933 nucleotides long. RefSeq lists its product as uncharacterized. NCBI's taxonomy places the organism in Eukaryota, Viridiplantae, Streptophyta, Magnoliopsida, Solanales, Convolvulaceae. Bases 1 to 933 code for a protein of 310 amino acids. The record is from RefSeq and is a predicted model, not a curated record. The transcript has 2 exons.
AUGGCGUCCACCACCCAAACUACUCCGGCCACCACUGAAGUCGUCCAGCUUCACGCUACUACACACUUCUCUAUCAAACUCACACCUACGAAUUUCCCAGUCUGGAGGCGCCAGGUUCACUCUACACUCAUUGGCCUCAACCUCCAUGGCUAUGUUGAUGGUUCUGUCCAAGAACCGCCUAAGUUUUCUGGUUCGGCUCAAACAGCCACAAACCCAGAUUAUUUACAUUGGGUCCGUCAAGACCAAGUCAUCGUCAGUGCACUCUUAGAGAGUUGUUCUGACUCGAUUCGACCUCUCGCGUCUUCGGCUUCGACAGCCUAUGAUGCUUGGCAACGCCUAGCCACUACUUACGCUAGUGCGUCUCAAAGCCGAGCUCGUAUACUUUCCCUCAAAAUCGAGCUCACUCAAAAUCCGAGAGGUACUCGGUCGAUUUCUUCCCCGGUCUCUGAUGAAGACCUUGUCGUGUACAUUCUAACGCAGCUCGGGGAUGAAUAUCAUUCAAUCUUCUCCGCUGUUUGCGUCCGACAGAAGCCUAUUUGCUUAGCGGAACUAGCCGAUGUUCUCAUUGAUCAUGAACGUCAGUUACAAGCCGAUGACCGAGCACGCCAAACCGUGCUGGCUACUGCCAAUAUCACUCCUACUACUGCUCCUUUGCGGUCAUUCUCCGAGUACAAUGGUCCGGACCAAAUACGCUUGGGUGACGGUAACUCUUUACACAUAUCUCACAUUGGUCAUGCCACAAUUCCCACCCCUUCUUCUGCCCUUAGUCUAGAAAAUGUCCUGCACGCUCCACAGCUACACAAAAGUUUAGUUUCUGUUUCACAACUUUGCAAAGCUAACCGUGUGUCUGUUGAGCUCUUUGCGUCUCAUUUGGUGGUGAAUGAUGGGGUGGAACAUGUUGGAUUGAUGGAUUCUCUUCACAGAUCAGAGUAG